GGGUUCGCUGGGAUUAAUGGGCUUCGCUGGGAUUAGUGGGGUUCGCUGGGAUUAGUGAGGUUCGGUGGGAAUAAAGCCGCGGUGAGGUGGGUUUUGGACCCGCGGGGCUUUGGGGAGGGCGAGCUGCGUGCCCGGGGCAGGCCCGAGGCCUUUCCUUAGCGCUCGUCCCCUCUCCAAACUGGCGAUCCCAGCAGAGAUAUUUGAUAAAUCUCCUCAUUUUCAGGUCAAAUCUCCUCAUUUUCAGGUCAAACCUCCUUCCUCCCUGUUGUAGCAACGCGUCUGAGGGGCAUUUCUAACGUAGUCCCUCCUCAUUCCCUAAAGGAGCUUCAGGAGCUGAGUAACUCUGGAUGCAGCCGGGCUGAAUCCCUCCCGGAGGUUGUUAAAAACAACGCCAUUCGCUGAAUUUUUGGGGUUUUUCUUGCUCUUUUUUUUUUUUUUUAAAGGUUGGAGCUGAGAGAUUUCUGCUUUCUGACGUCGAUUUUUGUUAUGGAAACGCCAAAAAGAGAUUUUUGUUGUUGUUGCAGAGCCUCCAGUGUAUUCCCGGAAUUGCACUCAGGGUCGAACUUCCUAAAUAAAACCCGGUUUUAUUUGGCUAUAAAAAAAAUAGAAAUAAAUAAAAGGGAGUUUGCAGAGGAAAUAAAGGAUUUUGGGGUUGGAUUUGGGCACAGCUGAAGCAGAGCAGGAAUUUUCCAGGUGAAACUUCCUGCUGGUGUCACUUGCCAGCUCCAGUGACUUUUUUCCAAGGUGAAAUCCAGGGAAAAUCCAAUUUUUUUUGGGGGGGAAAAAUCCAAUCUUUUUGGGAUUUAAGAAAAGAUUCCUGUGAGGGGGAAGAAUUGCCACAGGAAAUCUCUGCCAGGCUUUAGGGUUGAGCUCAGAAAUACAGGAAAAAAAAAAAAAAAGAAAAGAAAUUUUCUUUAAUUUCUGUUUUAUUCAAGAGUGGAUGUAGCAGCUUCCCUUGGUUUGGAGUUGAUUCCUGAGGAGGAAAAGCUGGAGGAGAGAGAGAAAAAAAAAGGCUAAAAAAAGGGGUCAAAAAGUGGAAUUCCUGCUGCUUUUCCUCCUUGUGUCACCUGACAAACAGGAGGUGAAUCAUCAGGAAUUUAAGGCAGGAUUGAAGCAGCAGGAGAGGAUUUUCCAGGGAAAUUCAGGGGUUUUAAAUCCAAGAAUUCCUCACAGGGAGGUGCAGAAAAACUUCUUUAUUUUCCCUUUAAAAAAUCCAAAGGUUGUGUUGGGUUUUUGGUCUGGGUUUUGCUGCCUCUCAGCUGCUGCAUUUUUGAUUUUUAGAAUUUUUUUUAACAAAUAAUUGGUUUAAAAAAAUAUUUUCCUACAAAAGUUUUAAUGGAAUUCUGGACAAGAAAUUCUUUAAAAUCCUCAUUAAUUCAUUCAAGACCUGCUGAGUGCACCAGAGUUACUCAUUUUUAUUCAGAUUUUUUUUUUUUUAUUGCCACCUUGACACUGCUUUAAAAGUUUUUUAAUGAACUUUUUUUUAUCAUUAAAUCACCUUGAUAAAGAGUAGAAAUAUGAAGGGUUUUGGAGGGGGAGGUUUGGUUGAUUUUUUUUUCUGUUGCUGUCGUUGAUUUUUAAGGUUUUAUUCCAAUUCUUGAUGGGAAAUUCAAACUCUGAACUGAAACAUUGGGAAAAUGUGGGAAGGCAAAAAAAGCUGAUUGAAUUCCUGAAGCAAUGAAAUCUCAGGGGAUUUUCUUUCCCUGCCCCUCAGGCUGGUGGAUGUAGGAAAUGUUGCAUUUUUUAGGUUGUGGAAAAUCCCUGAGGAAAGGAAAUCCCACCUUCCAUUCCUGCUUUUAUCCCCCCCCAUUCCCAGGAUUUCAGUGUUGCCUUCAGCAAAACCAGAAGAAUUCAGGCUCGAAAUCUCAUUUUAACUCCUGACAGCACUGGGGAAAACACCUGGGAAAACUUCAGCUUCCACAAGAAGAAAAUAUCCAGGAAUUUUUAGGAAUAAAUUCCCUGGAAAAUCUGAUUUUUGAAGGUGCAAAAGUGGAGAUGGAAGAACAAGAGGGAACCCUGCACAAAAAAAACAACCAAUAAUUAAUAUGAGAACCCAAUUUUUCCUCUCUUUAUUUUAGAUUUGGGAAAAUUCCUUGGCCAAAACAAACCAAAAAAAAAAAAAAAUAUAUCCUGGGAAAAUUCACUAGUGUUUGUGUGAGUAAAAGGUUCAAACUGUUUCUUCUUAAGCUGUAAAGAACAAUUUCACUGAGUUCUGUCCUCCCCAAAGAGGGAGAAAUCCUUUGCACAGAAAUGUCUGAGGGGUAAAAUUGACUUUUAGUUGGAUUUUAGCUGGUUUGGUUACGAGGUUGUGUGAAAAAGAAGCCUAAAAAAUCAGAUUUUUAGAAGAAAAAUGGGAUUCACGUGAAAAAAAAACCUCAAUUUUUGGUGGCACCAAAACCCCCAUGAGCUGCAGGAUUGCAUCCAAGGGGAGCUAAUGAUGGGUGGGUGGAUUAGGGAGCAGCACAAAUGGCAAAAUUGGGAUAUUUGAUGGAAAACCCAACUUAAUUCCUGCCCAAAAUCCCCAACCAAUUCCUGCUUUUCCUUGGGUGAGGGGUGGGGAUGUGUCCCCAAAUCCCCUCUCACCUCAUCCAAAACCCCUCAAAUAAUCUCAUUUCUCCCCCAGUGAGACAUUGAUGUGGGAAAUAGGCCCAAAAUUCUGAUUUUUUGGGGUUUUUUUUUUUGCUGUUUUUUCUCCUUGUUGUGCUGUCCCUCCCUGUGGGGUGUGUAUAAACACAUUUCUGGGUUUAUACACACAAAUUUGGGGUUGGUUUUUUUUGAUUUUUUUUAUUUACUGUACAGGUGAUAAAGACGGGGGAAGGUUUUUGUGUUUUCUUAAUAGGUGAAGAAAUCUCAGAAGAUCCUGAAAUUGCAACUUACUGAAUUAAAUAAUUAAAAAAAAAAUUAAAAAAAAAAAUUAGAAAUUUCCCCAGCUGUGGAAGAUGGAGCCUCAUUUUUGCAGCCACUUUGAAUCCUGAGUUCAUCUUAAAAAAAAAAAGGCGCUGGGGAUUUUUUUUUUUAUAUUUUUUGUUGUUUUUUUUUUUUAUUUUUUUUUUAUUGGAAGAGCUAAAAUAUCCCUGGCUGUCUCCAGUGUGCCAGAUUUGCAAUGGACUCAAUUCCUCCAUUAGUUGUCAGAUUGUUCUGAGAGCACCUCAGAGUUUGGAGUUGUUGGCUGAGAGGUUCCCUUGGAAUUGUCAGGAGGAAAAAAAAAAAACCAAAACAAAACAAAAAAAAAAAAAGGCAAAAUUCAAAAAUUCUUUCUGCCCCUUUGUUAUUCAUUCACGGACUCCUUCGGCCUACAGGAGAGGGAACUGCAUGGCUGGGAAGAUCAAAGGCUGGGCUCAGCGUGGCCAGGGUCAUUUUUAAAAAGAAGCUGUCAGAGCUAAGCCAGGAGAAGCCUUUGAGAAGCCAAUUCCUGCCCAGGCUGGAGGAGGGAGAGCCCUGGGAGGAGCAAACCCUGAGUAGGGAGUGAGGAUCCUGCAGCAUGUCCAGCCAGGGCGAUGACUGCUACUUCUACUUCUACUCCACCUGCAACAAGGGGGAUUCCUGUUCCUUCCGGCACUGCGAGGCCGCGCUGGGCAGCGAGACCGUGUGCACGCUGUGGCAGGAGGGGAGGUGCUUCAGGAACAUCUGCAGGUUCAGGCACAUGGAAAUCGAUAAAAAGAGGAGUGAGAUUGCCUGUUACUGGGAGAACCAGCCUGGGGGCUGCCAGAAGCACAACUGCGCUUUCCACCACGCCAAGGGGCGCUACGUGGACGGGCUCUUCCUGCCCCCCAGCAAAACCACUCUCCCAAGCCCCCCUGAGGCUGCAGAGGACGAGGUGAAGAUGGUGCAGCUGCAGCAGAACAAACUCUCUGUUCAGUCCAACCCCUCCCCACAGCUCAGGGGGGUGAUGAAAGUGGAGAACUCUGAGAAUGUGCCCAGCCCCACCCAUCCCCCCGUGGUCAUCAACGCUGCAGAUGAUGAUGAAGAUGAUGAUGACCAACUUUCUGAAGAAGGAGAAGAAACCAAACCCCCAGUCCAGCCCCCAGCCACAGAGACCCACAAUGGGCUGAGGGUGAUUUCCACCAGGAAAUCCAACCCCAGUGCAAAGCCAGAUGACAACUUAAAUUUUGGAAUAAAAACCUUGGAAGAGAUCAAACUGAAGAAACUCAAGGAAAAAGCCAAAAAACAAGAAGGUCCUUCAGGAGCGGCUGUGGAUCCUCUCCAAGCCCGGAGCAUUCCCGUGCCAGAGAAGGAAAACGUCCGGACCGUGCUGAGAACUGUGACCCUCUCCUCCAAGGAAGGGGAAGACCCUGUGAUCCAGCUGAAUCUUCCUGACAGACUGGGAAAAAGGAAAACCCUCACAGGUGGGAAAACUUUCCUUCCCCUGAGGAGGAACGUUGCUGACAGGCUGGGGAGGAAGGCAGAGCUGCAGGAAAACACUGAAAAGGCCCCAAAAAGAGGCACAGUCCAAGUCCUGAAGUCCCUGAAGGAGAGGCUGGGGCUGCCCUCUGAGCAGAGCAGCACCGAGACAGACAAAGCUGCCAAGCCCAUCGAGGAGAUCCGGGUGAAAACCCUGGAGGAAAUCCGCCUGGAAAGAGCCAACCAGAGGAGAGGGGAACCCCCAGCCAAAAUCCCAGGAGAAGGAAGGAAAACUGAAGAUCCCAAUUUAGGAGCAAGACCCUCCCCUGCUGUCCGCACCAAAUCCCUGACGGGAGCCCUGGUAGAAAAAAACCACAAAAGGUUGGGAGAGGAGAAGGAAAAACCCGAGGAAUUCAGCAGCAGGGCCAAAAGUGAGGCUGAUGCCAGGAAACAGAACAUUCCUGCUCCAGCUGUGGCAGGCAGGGUGCAGCUGGCAGAGCCUGGAAGAGCCAAAGGAGCCGGAGAAGUUCGGAUCAAAACCUUGGAGGAGAUCAAGAGGGAGAAGGCGCUGAGGAUGCAGCAGAGCGGGGAGAACCUUCCUGCUGCUGCCCCGGCCGAGGCUGCCCUGAGGGGCAGGAAACUGCUCAGGGUCACCAAGCUCGUGGCACCUGGAAGAGAAGAAAAAAUGAUCGUGGAGCUGAACAAACCUUCCCCCAAAAAUGGCUCUGCACCUGCUGAGAAUUCAGGGAAUUCUGGAGUUCAGGUGAAGAGCCUGGAGGAAAUCAUGUGGGAGAAACGGCAGCUGAAACAACGGCAGGAGGAGAAACUGCAGCAGGGAUCUGGGACAAUUCCAGCUGGGAGCCAGGAGAGGAACCAGGAGAAAAACCAGGAGAGAAACCAGAGAAACCAGGAGAAAAACCAGGAGAGGAACCAGAGAAACCAGGAGAAAAACCAGGAGAGGAGCCCGGAGAGGAACCAGGAGAGGAACCAGGAGAGGAACCAGGAGAGGAAGCAGGAGAGGAAGCAGGAGAGGAACCAGGAGAGGAAGCAGGAGAAGCCCCCGGGGUCAGGGAGCCCCGAGGCCGCUGUGGGGUCAGCCCAGCUGGGCAGGAGGAGAGGGGGCAGGUCCCAGGAGGAUGGAGGGACAAACCCAGAGAAGGAUCCAGGGAAAAAGGGAGCUCAGCUGCCCGAGAGGAGAGGCAGAGCCAAAGCCAAGGUGUGCCUGAAGCCUCUGGAUGGCAAAGCCACUCCCAAGCAGCCCCUGAAGAGGAAGGGCCCCGAGGGCCACCCCCCUGCUGUGGUGGCAGUGAAGCCACUCAGUGCCACCAGCGGGGACACCCAGGAGCCCUCAGCCAAGGUUCUUGUUCCCACUCCUGAGGACAGCCUGGGCUCCAAGCCUCGGAGGGAGAAUUCCCAGAGCAGCCCCCAGCUGCAGCCUGGCAGCCAGGGGGAUUCCCUGGCACAGUCAGAGGUGUCGGGAUCCUCCUCCUCCUCCUCCUCCUCCCUGGAGGCUCCGCUGAAGCUGCGGCGCCUGAGCUCGGCCGGCGCCGCCAAAGCCGCGCUCUCGGUGGAGGACGACUUCGAGAAGCUCAUCUGGGAGAUCUCUGGGGGAAAGCUGGAGGCAGAAAUCGACCUGGAUCCAGGCAAGGAUGAGGAUGAUCUCCUGCUGGAACUCUCGGAGAUGAUUGACAGCUGAGAGGGGAGGUUUUUUAUGAAAAAAAAAAAAAAAGCAAAAUCCGGGGAAACGACGCGUCGCCAAAAAAAACAAACCCUAAAAAAGCAAAAUUUCCUCCCGACACCCCGCAGAAACUCUGUAAAUGUUGUUGGAUCCGUGGAGGAGAUGCUCUCCCAGCUGGAAGCACGGUUGGGUUGUUAGGAAUAGGCAGAGUCUGCUCUCAGUUGUCCCAAAAUUCCAGGCUGAGUUUGUCCCGGCGGCUCCUCCCACACAGGACAGGACAGAGCACUUGGAAUUCCCUGGGGGGACACAGAUCCCACUGCAGAGCUCCCUCCUGGACAGAGAACCCCAAAAAUCCCUGGAGUUACUAUGUCAACUCUGGAAUCCACGGAUGGACUCGGAAUUGGGGGGAAUUCAGGGAAAAGAGGGGGUGGAAAAAGGCGAGGCAGGAUUUUGGACCAAACCCCGCCAGGGUGAGCCUGGCUCCAAACGAUCUGGGGGGAUUUUUCCUGGGAUCCUGGGCUGGGGGGAAGGCAAAAUUCCUCCUGGGAUUUGGGAAAAGGAGCAUUGCUUCAAGUGCCUCUGGGUUCUGAGGAUUUCUCCCUGCAAUGAAGCUCCCACAUCCAGCUGGGAUCCUUUUGGGAAGGGGGGAAAAAAAACCACCUGGAAUGUUCCCCCCUUGGCUGCUUCCCUCUUUUCCAGCCUCCUUUGGAGAUGGGAUUGGGUGGAAUCCCCGUGGGUUUGAUCUUUUUUUUUUUCAUUUUGUUUUUUGGGUUUUGUUUUUUCCUGUAAAUAUUUUAUUCUUCCAUUUUAUAUUUGUAUGAUUCUAUUUAAGGGAUUAAAGGUAGGCUGCUCACUGUGGUGUCCGUGCA
Vidua macroura (Pin-tailed whydah) is the source of this 6888-nucleotide messenger RNA. RefSeq names its product zinc finger CCCH-type containing 11A (gene ZC3H11A). The transcript has 17 exons. NCBI's taxonomy places the organism in Eukaryota, Metazoa, Chordata, Aves, Passeriformes, Viduidae. The coding region runs from base 3482 to 6037 and encodes 851 amino acids. Gene Ontology annotation, molecular function: metal ion binding. The record is from RefSeq and is a predicted model, not a curated record.